UCUCCAGUCCGCACCUCUGGCUUCAGAUGAGCACGGAGCCUCCUGCAGGCACACGGACAGCCAGAAUACCACAGCUGUGCCUCUGCCUCGGACUCCGGACUCUAGCGCUGCAGACGCGGGUCCCCACUGUCUACGCUGAGCCUGUGCAGCAGCGGCUGCAUUCGCUCUGCUACUGCUCUGCUUGCUGUACUUCGCCGCUCCCAGAAAGAGAAACCAGUCUGUACCCCACUCAUACAGGCGGACCUGUUCACAUUUUCACUGUGGAUUUCAAGUCGUUACAGGAACUAAUUAUUGCGCGUAUUGGAUCCAUUUGAGCGGUAUUACUGUUAGGUUAUUGUUUUUCAUGGUUGGAGACAGUAGGCUAUAUUUAUAUUCAAUCUACGUGAUAUUGGUUCAUGAUUGAGAAGCACGCGGAGGGGCGUGGAAUUAAUUGAAAUCGAUUUGGUCUCCUUAUAUGUAAAACAACCGAGAUAUUUUCUCCCCGCUCCUCGCUUCCCCUUUCCUCACCUUCAGCAUGACUUCUCUGUCUGGGACCAAAGAGAGGUCUGUGACCAGCAGGAGCAGAAAAUACGGGAUUACCGACACGUCUCCGACUAAAUCAGCCUCCUUCUCCCCUGAGACAUGGUACAGAAAGGCCUACGAGGAGUCCCGGACCGGCAGCCGACCCGCUCCAGAGGGAGCCGGCUCCAUGCCUAGCUCCACAGGCACCCCCUCCCCAGGAUCUGGCACCUCUUCACCGGGCUCCUUCUCUGGUUCCCCCGGGACCAUAUCCCCAGGGAUCGGGACCUGUUCUCCCGGGUCUCUGGGUGGCUCGCCAGGUUUCGGUACAGGUUCGCCGGGCUCUGGCAGUGGGAGUUCCCCUGGUUCUGAGAGAGAGAGGGGGAUAUGGUGUGAGAACUGCAACGCCCGGCUAGCAGAGCUGAAGAGGCAGGCGCUGAAGCUGCUGAUUCCCGGCCCCUAUUCCAGCAAGGAUCCCUCCUUCUCACUCCUGCUCCAUGACAAGCUCCAGGUGCCCAACAGCUCACGGCGGGCGUGGAACGAGCGUGACAGUCGCUGUGACGUGUGUUCCACUCAUCUUACCCAGCUGAAACAGGAGGCAGUCCACAUGGUGCUGACCAUGGACCAGUGGGACCUGUCCCCCAGCUCGCCCCCCAUCAUGCCCAGCGGCAGUGGCCUUCCACAGGGCCCCACAGCCCCACGGGACUGGGCCUACCUCCUUUCAGCCUCAGCAGCCUACCCCCAUCCACACCCACACCACCCUACCAUGCCUCCAACCUCCUCUAGUGCAUCAUCCUCAAACCCCAGCCACACAGCCUCCAACCCCUGCCAAGGUGCAGAAUCUGUGGGGCAAACAUCCGCCCAGGCAGCCUCUUCAGCUCUAGCCCCGGCCUCCUCAUCACCAGCUCCAUCCUCUGUGCACCAGGGAGGAUACCCCCGCCAUGGGUCCAAGCCCAGCUCCCUAGGGGUCGGCCUGGGGAUUGAGAGGAGAAACGGCUCCCCGGCACACAGCAGUAAAGCCACCGGUGUUCAGCCGGCUCAGCCGCCCCACAGCCCCGGUAAUAACGGGAACGGUUCUGGUAGCGGAGCGUUACUGAGCACGGCAGCCCUGCAGGCUCACCAGUACAUGUCCCGCACCAAUGGAGGAGGAGUCACACUCUACCCCUACCAGAUCUCCCAGAUGAUAUCAGAGGGGUGUAGAGAGGGUCUGACGGAGGAGGCUCUAAACCACUACAACGCUGAUCGCCCCGCCCCCUCAUCCUCCCAGGCCCCUCCCACUUUGCAGGUUAGCACGGCAGCACCAACCACCACCUCUGCCGCUGCAUCCUUCUUCGCCAGAGCUGCCCAGAAGUUGAACCUGUCUUCUAAGAAGAAGAAGCAGCGCCCAUUGGCCACUCCAGUGGUGUGUGACCCCCCUCUGUUCCCCACCAACUUCAGUGGGACCCUGCAGACCGCCCCUCCCCCUGCCCCCCCCUGCCUGCUACGGGCCGCCAGUAAGAUAAAAGACACUCCCGGACUGGGCAAGGUGAAGGUGAUGGUUCGUGUGUGUCCUGUGACUUUCUCGGACGCAGCAGAGUCCAGCUCUUUCCUCAAAGUGGACCCCAGGAAGAAGCAGGUGACCAUCAUGGACCCCUCAGCCAACCAGAUACAAGGAAACACCCCCCAGAAACGAGGAGGAGCCAAUCAGGUCCCGCCUAAGAUGUUUGCCUUCGACGCUGCUUUCCCCCAUGAUGCAUCACAGGCGGAGGUGUGUGCUGGUACUGUAGCUGAGGUAAUUCAGUCUGUGGUGAAUGGAGCCGAUGGCUGCGUCUUCUGUUUUGGCCACUCUGAACUGGGUAAAUCCUACACCAUGAUAGGCGGUGAUGAGUCCAUGCAGACCCUGGGGAUCAUCCCCUGUGCCAUCUCCUGGCUCUUCAAACUCAUCAACGAGAGGAAGGAGAAGACGGGAGCACGCUUCUCUGUCCGAGUCUCCGCCGUAGAGGUGUGGGGUAAAGAGGAAACCCUGAAGGACUUGCUAUCUGAAGUGGCUACAGGCAGUUUGCAGGACAGCCAGUCCCCUGGAGUCUACCUCUGCGAGGACCCCAUCUGUGGCAUGCAGCUCCAGAACCAGAGUGAGCUGCGAGCACCCACGCCAGAGAAAGCAGCCUUUUUCCUGGAUGCAGCCAUAGCAGCUCGCUACAGCAGCAGAGCUGACGCCGACCCGGAGGAACAUCGCAACUCACACAUGCUGUUCACACUGCACAUCUACCAGUACCGCAUGGAGAAGACUGGCAAGGGAGGGAUGUCAGGAGGUCGUAGUAGGCUCCACCUGAUAGACCUGGGCAGCUGUGUGAAGGUGCUGGGAGGAGGGAACGGCCGAGACAGCAGCGGUAGUAGCAGCACCACAGCAGCAGGGCUGUGUCUGUCUCUCUCUGCCCUGGGGAACGUCAUCCUGGCUCUGGUCAACGGCAGCAAACACAUCCCUUACAAGGACAGUAAGCUGUCCAUGCUACUGAGAGAGUCGCUGGGCAACAUGAACUGCCGGACUACCAUGAUCGCUCACAUCUCCUCGUCGCCUAGCAACUUCUCUGACACGCUCUCCACCAUCCAGAUUGCCUCACGCGUCCUCCGCAUGAAGAAGAAGAAGACCAAAGUCAGCAUGCAAUACACGUCCAGUUCGUCAGGGGGUGAGAGUUCGUGUGAGGAGGGGGGAAUGCGUCGCCCCACUCACCUGAGACCGUUCCACUCCCGUAGCUCUGCAGACUCAGACCUGCCUCUGCUGCACCUCUCCAGCGACCCAGACAACUACUCCAGCAGCGAGCAGUCCUGCGACACCGUCAUCUAUGUGGGCCCCAAUGGGGGCGCCAUCUCAGACCGCGAGCUGACUGACAAUGAGGGCCCGCCAGAAUUCGUCCCCAUCAUCCCUGCUCUGCUGAAGAGCAAAGCCGAGUCUGGCGUCGUGCCGACUACGCCACCUCUACAACAGCAGCAGCAGACAGUACUCCCCCGGGCCCAGCCUCAGCCUGUCCCUAUACAGACACACACCCAACUCCCUACCCUGCCUACCGAGCACCUCACCAUCCUCAACCAGUCCCCGCUCCCCCUCCUCCAGCCCCUGGGUCAGCCCCUGCCCUCCGUGCCAGAGGAAGGGGCAGAAUGCCUGAAGUGCAACACCUUCGCUGAGCUGCAGGAGCGUCUGGAGUGUAUCGACUGGAGCGAGGAGGUGGCCAAGUUCCCUUUCGAGGAGGUGCCGGCUAACAGGGGGGCUAAGCCCGACACCCUGGUUCCCCCGGGGUCUGAGACGGGGCGUAAGGAAGGGGUGGAGGUGGAGGAGGUAGAGCCCCCCAGGAGGAUGUCCAACGACCAGCAGCUCCAGGAGAUCAGGGAGGUGGUGGAGGAGGCAGAACUGGCCCAGACCAUGAUAGAGAGUCUGAGCCUGACCGGCAGCCGCAGUGUGACUGGUAGCAGUGGAGCAGGACACACCAACACCAACCCUCUACAGAGGGACAAGAGUGCCAGCCUCCAUGACAGUCGUGAGUCUCUGAGCGCCGGCAGUAGCAGUGAUGGGAAGCCACGCCCCCUGGGCUCUCCUCGGCUGGGCAUCGCCUCUCUUACCAAGACCUCUGACUACAGACCUCCCUCCUCACCCUCACAGCGCUGCAAGGUCUACACCCAGAAGGGUGUGAUGCCGGGAACGCCCCCUUUGUCCUGCCAGAGUCUGUCUACUGCAGACAGCCUGGCAGACAGUGGGAGGUCCUCUACAGAGUCCCUGCUGCAGCCGGUGUCCCUGUCCAGGACCUCCCCUGUGAGGAUGAGUCCCCGGGUCCUCAAACGAACCAACUCCUUGUCUGCUAGCCUGGGGUCGGCUGAGACGCUGUGUGAUGAGGAUGUACCUCAGAUUCCUCUGGAUGGACGCAGGGAUGCCCCAGCUCCAGCCCUCAACCACUCCUCCAUCCCAGCCGACCCUCGCUCUAUGGGGGAAGACGAGCUGGUAUUCACCCUGGGGUGUAAGGAGGGGCUCGAGGUCCGGGGCCUGCUGGAGAGUGGCGGCCGUCCCACCAGCAUCAGUAGCUUCAGCAGCGACUGUUCCGUCACCACCCUGGCCUCGGGGUCCCGCCCUGUCUCCAUCAUCAGCAGCAUCAGCGAGGACCUGGAGCGCUAUGGAAACAACACUACUGUCGUUGCUACGACCACCAGGGUGAUCACCAUGACAACCGCCUCCGUCGCCGGAGUGAUCGCCAUGGCGGAGGUCAGCAUGGCAAAGCUUCACGUGGAAGGAGAGGCGAUGGCGGCGGUGCCUAGCCGACGGUCAUCCAUCUCAUCGUGGCUAAGUGACCUGAGUGCUGGGAGCGACGGAGAUCAGUCUCUGCACAGCUUCAGCCAGUCCCAUGGACACGGGGAGGCUCUGGCCGAACCAGACCCCACACAGGUCCCUCUCUGUGGGGGAGAGGAGCAGGACGAGGCAUCCCUGGGUUCUGGAGGAUGGAAGACUCCUGAGAGUGAAGUAGCAUUGUCUGGAGAUGAGAAAGGGAGGGAGACUAAAGAGAGGCUGAAGAGACUGCCCCCCUCCCUGGGUAAGACCACCAUCACCCUCUCCAACAUGCAGACCCUGGGGGCCUCCAGCAACUUCCUCCCCUUCAAGACCAACAUUACAGUCCACCCCUGUGUGGCCGUCAAACCCAUGGUCAUACUUUCCUCCCUUACCAAGACUCACUUGCUGCCCAAGGACCCACCCAAGCCUGCCCCAGCCCCAGCCCUGGUCCUGGCCUCCAUGUCCAGUGAGCUCAGCUUUGAUGACCCCUGGAUGAAGAGAGACAGGGUGGACGUGAGACCCAAGGAGCUGGUGUGUGAGGUGAAGCCAGAGAAGAGGGUGGUGGAGCCACCAGUCAAGACAGACCCAGCUAAGAGCAGCCAGGCCUGGCCCCAGGGCGAUAGGGCGAGCAGGGUGGACAGUGGCUAUGGAGGGGACCGUCGCAGCUCCAGCAGCGGUGAAGCCAUCUCCUCUCCAGACUCCUGUAAGAGGGUAGUGGGCGGCUCUGAGAUGAUGCUGGUCAGUUCUGGGGAGUGUCUUGUGACUCCUGUCUACUCUGCCGACAUCCUGCACACUGCCAGUCUGCCCCGCGGCUGGCACCGGCUCAACCGCCACGACGGCCUGGACGAGGACCCACUCCGCUGCGACGCUAACGGAGGAGGGGGGGAGUACCGAGGCCUGGGGGUCACCUCCUCCACCCCCUGUAGUCCUAGGGCGACCCUGGACCGAAGGGGGUAUUCCGGGAAACAAGGCCUGUUUUCCCGCCAGAAAGGGAUCCCACCGCUGCCACCAGUACGCAAGUCCAGUCUGGACCAGAAGAACCGGGCAGGAGGCCCCCUCUGCCCCCUGCACGCAGCCAGCCAUGGCCUCUCCUUCUUGGGGAGCACCCCGGAGGACCUGGGCAUGCUUGGAGGAGGUGGAGGGAAACAGAAGGGGUGCAAUGUGGAGAGCAGCAGGUUGUUCAGUGCUAAACUAGAGCAACUGGCUAACAGAACCAACUCUCUGGGUCGGUCCGAUGGAGGUCACAGCUCUCACGGCCCCUACUACGACUGUCUCUCUCCGGAGAGUGGGGAAGCCCUCAGCUCCCUGGGCUGGAAGGGGGCAGCCGGAGGGGGGAGGGGGGAGUGCACCAUGCCACGUACCGGACGCGGCGGCUCAUUGUCAUCCUCCUCCCCUAACGGAAACAGAUCUAGCAGCGCUCCCCAGUCACCCAAGUCGAGCCAGUCCAAGAUCUCAGCGGUCAGCAAGCUCCUGAUGGCCAGCCCUAAGGCCCGGAGCCUGUCGGCCUCCAGCACCAAGACACUCAGCUUCUCCACCAAGUCUCUGCCCCAGUCUGUCAACCGCAGCUCCAGCCUGCCUCCCAACGGCAAGCCCCAGCCCCAGCCCCAGUCCCAGUCCCAGAGUCAGACCUCCAGCCAGGGCCAGAACCAGGCACCCAGCUCUGGCUCCUGGUCCACCCAGUCUCUGAGUCGCAACCGAGUGGGGGGCCUGGCCGCCAAGCUGCCUCUGAGAGCCGUCAACGGACGCAUCUCCGAGCUGCUCCAGGGCAGCGGAGGCUCUCGAUCCGCUGGUCACAACCGAGGAGGAGGCUCAGAGGCUGGGGAGGAGAGGGGCGCUGGAGGGGGUGGAGUUGGUGGCGGGGUACAGGGAGAGGAGAGACCCUUGGUGGUCCACACCCUCCCGUCUCCCUACAGUAAGAUCACAGCGCCCAGGCGGCCGCAUCGCUGCAGCAGCGGUCAUGCCAGUGACAACAGCAGUGUUCUGAGUGGAGAGCUGCCCCCGGCCAUGGGGAAGACAGCCCUGUUCUAUCACAGCGGGGGCAGCAGUGGCUAUGAGAGCAUGUUGAGGGACAGCGAGGCCACAGGAAGCACCUCCUCUGCCCAGGACUCUCUGAGUGAACACAGCUCAGCCACCAGCAGCAGCAGCCGCCGCAGCCUCAAGAACAACAAGAAGAAGAACAACAGCACAGGUACCCAGCGUCGUCGUCUGAUUCCCAGCCUGACCCUGGACUCGUCCUCUCCGGUCAGGAAGCCUGCCAUCAGCCCAGGUGUACGCUGGGUAGACGGGCCGCUACGCCCUGCCCCCAGGGGAACCACAGAACCCUUCGAAAUAAAGGUCUACGAGAUAGACGACGUGGAGCGCAUUCAGAGGAGAGAGAAAGGCAGCAAGGAAGUGAUGUAUUUCAGUGCUAAGCUGAAGAACUUGGAAAACAGGCAGCAGCGAAUAUCUGAGGUCCGAGCCAAGUACGACUGGCUGAAGAAAGAGCUGGAACAGACCAAACAGCACCUGAUGCUGGAGCCAGAGAAAUGGACCACUGAAUUUGACCUGCAGCAGACGUUUGAAGUGGACUCUCUGGAGUACCUGGAGGCUCUAGAGGUGGUGACAGACAGACUUGAGACCAGGGUCAACUUCUGCAAGGCUCACCUCAUGAUGGUCACCUGCUUCGACGUCACCUGCCGACGCUGGUAGAGCCAAGAACGGACAGGCGGACCACACCUCCUCUAGGACUCUUAGGACUCAUGGGAAGUGGAGACACCACAGCAGAAAGAGAGAGGGAUGGAGCGGAAGGAAGGGAGGGAUGGAGUGGAGGGACGGAGGAAUUUCCCUAAGGAGGCAGACGGAGACAAAGGCAUGCGGAGACUAAAGAGGAAUAUUUUUUUAAGCAGCGGGGAAGGGAGCGAGAGAGGGAGAAGAGGAGGAGGAAGAAAAGGAGGAGGAAGAGGAGGAGGAGGAGGAGAGAGAGUGUUUUAAAGGAGUAUAUCUUCCACCAGACAGGAAGAUAACUUUUACCGAGGUGUUGUUGAAGUUUGUAAAUAAAGUUUUGCUUGCUUUGAAUAAGGCCUGGCUGACGGACGGCUGUUAGUCACGUAGGGAAAAAAAGAGAAAAGAACGACAGAAAGGAAAGAAAGAGUGUGAGAAAGACAAGUGCCUUGCGAACACUUCCAUAUCUGAAACAUUUCUCCUGUAUUUGUGUACAAACGGUGCUAGCUGAAAAACAUUAUAGAUCUCAAAAGUAAAAAUAAUACGAAAAAAGAUGUGAAGUAAAAACCACAGCUGGUUUUACUCUGUUUCCUCUCUCUGACUAGCUGUUCUCAGUGGUUUGUACUUGUAUAGUUCUACAUUAGUUAUGAUGCAACAUAUGAACUGUUACGUGUAUUUUUUCUAUACGUGCUUUAGGGGAUGCUAUAUACAGGUGUAGGAUCUUAAUUUGAGCCAGUUUGCUACAGCAGGAAAAUAAUCCUGCAGCCACAGGAAAUGUGAAUUAUUAUGUGGAUUAAAAUUAAUAUAAAACAUUUUAGGGGUUGAUUUGUAAGGGAAAAUCAAGUCUGAAAUUUCUACGUGGAAAUUACAAACUU
Messenger RNA from Coregonus clupeaformis (lake whitefish), 8364 nucleotides. RefSeq names its product kinesin family member 26Ba (gene kif26ba). Gene Ontology annotation, biological process: microtubule-based movement. Bases 515 to 7477 code for a protein of 2320 amino acids. Lineage: Eukaryota; Metazoa; Chordata; Actinopteri; Salmoniformes; Salmonidae. The transcript is spliced from 19 exons. Gene Ontology annotation, molecular function: ATP binding; microtubule motor activity; microtubule binding. The record is from RefSeq and is a predicted model, not a curated record.